Molecule: messenger RNA, 2542 nt
Organism: Mobula hypostoma (lesser devil ray)
Lineage: Eukaryota; Metazoa; Chordata; Chondrichthyes; Myliobatiformes; Myliobatidae
Product: WW domain-binding protein 2-like
Exons: 8
Coding region: 37-774 (245 amino acids)
Biological process (GO): positive regulation of DNA-templated transcription
Cellular component (GO): nucleus
Molecular function (GO): transcription coactivator activity; chromatin DNA binding
Source: RefSeq, a predicted model, not a curated record
GGUUCAUACUGCUCAGAGGAGGCGUUGGCGGCGGCGAUGGCGCUGAACGGGGCCGGUGGUCUGGGCUGCUCCAGUGCCUUGAUGUCUCAGGAUCAUGUGGAGCUGUCGUUCAGUGAUGUGAGCAACAACCUUGAAGCUUUCAGAGGCUUAAAGAAAGGAACAGUUUACUUGAUGCCUUAUCAACUCAUCUUUGUGGCAAAAGACAAUAGGGAAGCACUGAAAUCGUUCACGAUGCCGUUUUACUUGAUGAGGGGCUGUGAGAUCAAGCAGCCCAUGCUCGGAGCUAACUACAUCAAAGGCACAAUUCAUGCUGAGCCAUGUGGAGGAUGGGAAGGUUCUGCAACCUUCAAGCUUACCUUCACUAGUGGGGGAGCCAUUGAGUUUGGACAGCUGAUGUUUCGGACAGCACAGCAGGCUUCCAGGGGCACAGUUCCACCAGUCGUAAACUACUACAACCUAAUGCCAACUGGUGUAGGUGGAGUGGCACCGCCCAUGUACCCCCCAGCACCAUCUGCAGUCUUUGCUUACCCGCCUCCUCUUCCAGGUGGCAUUUACCCAGCACCACCACCACCCCUCACAGAAGGUACAAUGAACUACAUGCUCCCGCCCCCUUAUCCAGGACCAGUAAGUUCUCCGGCAGGAGAUGUAGGGCAACAGAUAUCUGCAGCAGCAGGAGGGGAUGGAGGUGUGAACAGGGGGCAGCCGAACCCUCCCACUACACCAGUGCCUAUGGAGCAGCCCCCCCCAUACUCGCAGCAUGCUGAGAGGCAGUGACAGCAGGUUAACAAGCCAGUAACUGCACAUCGUGCCCCUUCCACAGUGCUCUCAACCCAUACCAGUAGUUGUGUAACCCGGGACCUCAUUUCCCAGAUCACAAAGGAGUGACGAUUCAGCUCAUUGAAUCUGCUUGUACUCUGACCCAGAGUAACCUAGAUCUCCCUGUCUGCAUGGCCACAUGAAUUAUUCACUCUGUUCCAGAGUAAUCUAGCAUCUCCCUGUCUGCAAGCUUGUGAAUUAUUUACAGUUCUCAUCCAGCUAUCAUUAGAACGUUGUUGUUGAGUGUGCCUCCCCGGCCAGUGCAUUCCAAACCCCAGUAACUCACAGUGUAAGUAAGCUUUAAAUAUUAGUCCUUUUGGCGAUCAUCUUCAUUCUGUACCCUAAUUCUUGACCCCAUCAAUAAUAGCAGUUUUCUUUCUUUAAUAUUUCUGCACCCUUCAUAAUUUUAAAUGCUUCUUCAUUUCCCUCCACCACCACCUCUGAUCCAAGAAGAUAGGGAGACUAGUACAGUUUAUUUGACAUUAUCAUUACACUACUCCAUCUCUGAUGGACUUUGCAAAACAGCAGGCAAGGCCACCCCCUCCCCCAAAGAACCUGCUCACAUGUAUAUCUUGGGUCUGCUGGCAGCUAGUGAGUGAAGUAACUUCCAGACAAAUGGAACAGCACAUCAUGACUGGAGCCAGAACUACUGCAGAAUGCAGCAUGCUCAGGAGUGUGGAAACAAGCAAAGGACCAAGUCUGAAUUUAAUGUUCCUGUCACUGCCAGGCUUGAAAUCUCCAUGCUUUCUCUAUGCUGUGCAAAUCUCUGCACCGGGAGCUGCACUCAAAUAAAGAUAUAGCAAAUGAGCAACUUAAUAAUUAUGGGUUAAUAUUCUGAAAGCCUAAUUUCAGAUUUGCUUAGAGUCUUCAAGAAUCUUUUACCCUGUUCUUAUGGAUACCUCCAGGUUACCUAUUGCCCAUCCGACCCUCAAGCCCAUUCACCAUAGUGCAGGAAGAGCUUGCAUUCUGGUUUGGCCUUGCAAAAAUUAUCCCAAAGUGCUAUACAAUAGUAAGAAUGUAAUAAUAGAGGAAAGCCUGCAGCAUUUUUGAGCCUAAUGAGCUCUCGAAAAGGAAAGAGACGCAAGUUGUAAAGAUCAUAGUUAAUAGAUAAAUGAUGUUCGGUCACUGGAAGCCCCUCGCUCUUGUCAACAACACUAUGUGAUGCUUGACAGCCGUCUGUUAGUGCAGAUGGUAACUGGGUUCUGUGUACCUUAGGACAUGAGUACCGUGGGCUAGUUAAUGGGAUGCUUCAAGCUAGGUUGUACCUCAGGGGAGUGGGUUGGUCAGGGCAGCCCCAUUGUGGGGUAACACAGUUCCACAACAGCAAGUGUUGCUGAAAGUGUGUCUCUGGAUUCUGCAGCAGUACGAUGUGAGUGAUGAAUCUUCACAUGCCACCUUUUGUUAGUUGCAGCUACAGAAAUACAGAAAUGUUAUAAUUGGCCUUUCAGUCAAAAGAUCAGUGGGUUUCUUGGUCUAAUGUAUCAGAGCACAUGGUAAGUGAAAGGACGUUCUGCUAUAUAUGCCCUCGAGUAAUCUUUCCUAAUUAUUCGGUGUGCUGGCAGAGGAAAUUUUCCAGAAUGGGACCAAAUGAGCACCAGUUAUAUUAGAGGGACAAGAUAAAUUGGGAAUAUUCUUCAGGAUCAAGAGGUGAGAGAUAUUAUGAAGAUGAUUAGAUAGGGUCAUGCUGGAGGAACUCAGCAGGUGGGGCGGCAUCCGUGGAAACAAU